Molecule: messenger RNA, 1203 nt
Organism: Mytilinidion resinicola
Lineage: Eukaryota; Fungi; Ascomycota; Dothideomycetes; Mytilinidiales; Mytilinidiaceae
Exons: 2
Coding region: 1-1203 (400 amino acids)
Molecular function (GO): protein binding
Source: RefSeq, a predicted model, not a curated record
AUGGCUUCUAAGCCACCACCCCCUGCUUCAACCGACUCUUCUACAGAGGUCAGUCUACAUGAGCGGGCUAUGGUGCCUCUCUCACCCCCCGAAUCAAGCAUCAAACCCGAAGAAUCCGCCGCUCAAAAAGUCGCUCGGAUUGUGGAACUUUCGGAGCAAAUCCUACGAUAUCUACCCUUUGUCGACCUUCUUGCAGCCAAACUCGUCUGCAAACAAUGGCGCGACAUCAUCAAAGCCUCCCUGCCAAUCCAACGGCAGCUCUUCCUAGUCGCGCUCACAUACCCUCCAACCCUAAGGCUUCCUGGCUACAUACUCCCGAAGUCUGCCAACUAUGAAUCCGGCAACCAUCAGAAGGAGGCUAUCUACGUGGUGGAGCCGAUCGGAGGGCAGCAGUGGCACCCCAUGCUCCAGGAGAUUUUCCAGACGCGAGAUUGGCAGCCGGAUGGUGACCCAGCGAGCAGCUUUAUUCGACUCGACUUCGACCUUCGUUGCUAUAACACAGUGAUCCUCCAGUGGGAAGGUAGCAAGGUCACACUCCCACGAUACCCAGAGCUCAUAUGUUUGGUCAAGAAGAUUGCGGAUGCUGCUGAUGGCGAGUGGCAACGUGCGCUGUGCUGCCAGCCUCCUACGGCGCUUCUAGAAUGCAUAGGACCCCAUGCCGACCACCGCUACCGCAUGGGCCAUCUAGAAACGCUCAUGAGAAUGGUUCCAGAGGAUGGGUCAGAUGGUAUCACCAUGGGUCAGAUACAAACAUUUUUUCGGGAUCUAGUGGCCGAGGUGAACUCCGUUACGACUCAGCUGAGAAACUUCAACCGGAGUGUGGAGGAGUUAAAGCAGACUGUCUGGAAGGGAAAUGAUACAACCAGCCUCCCUUCCCGCCCACGCUUAACGGUGGCUUCACCACAAGACAGCCGCAUGCUGUCUCGACACGACAUCAAUAGACCACGUCGCCCCGCUGGACGGCCUCAACCCCCUCAAAGCUGGUUCGACAAGUUUCGCAGGCUCCGAACCAUGCAAGGCGACCUAUGGAGAGCUCUUGACCCGGUUGAGUACAAGCUCAAGUGGUGCAGACAUUUGUUCGGUGCCGAGAACGUGUCCUGGGACCGUGAUUGGGACGAUCGUCCUUUGAUCCUAGAGGAUGGAGCGCAGAGUCUUGUUCGUUCCACUUGGUUAGCGAUCAUUCGCGGCUUAAAAGCCCUCUGA